Bombyx mori (domestic silkworm) is the source of this 4824-nucleotide messenger RNA. Its product is annotated as major facilitator superfamily domain-containing protein 6. Gene Ontology annotation, cellular component: membrane. Gene Ontology annotation, molecular function: transmembrane transporter activity. The transcript is spliced from 11 exons. NCBI's taxonomy places the organism in Eukaryota, Metazoa, Arthropoda, Insecta, Lepidoptera, Bombycidae. The record is from RefSeq and is a predicted model, not a curated record. Bases 466 to 2265 code for a protein of 599 amino acids.
GUUAUCAAAAAUUGGAAAGUUAGCUUGACUGUUGUUGAUACUAAACUUGUUAUCUUUCGUCUUCCAAUAUUCAUAUUUCAAAUGUUGCUCUUAUUGAUAAACAAAAGUGAAAAUCCUAGACUGAUAACCCAUCACAAUUUUAUCACACUGAACCAUGUUUUGAUAGAAAUGUUAGAUUGCUCUGUUAAAAAUACACUUCACAACAGAGCUGCGACUUUGUUUUUAAGUCAACAUAGUUUAAUGAAUACAGUUGAAUAGAAAUUACAUUUUAAUCACUUUAAUUUAUUGUGGAAGCAAACAAAGAUUAUUAUUUAUGGAACUGCGUCUAGAUUUUUAAUUCUGUAUGGUUCGCUGACUACACGACAGGGCAGAUCGUUAUGUUAGUGUUCAGUUUCGUCAAAAAAUAAAAACUAGUUUUAAAAUUAAUUUCAUGAAUACGCCAUCGCUUAAUGAAAUUUGCAUAAAAUGAAGAUUAACAAAAGCUUGCUGCCUGUAAAGGCGCAUUUCUUCUUUUUCUUCGCCGCCCUGGGGCCGCUGUUGCCGCAAAUGAAUGUGUUCGGGCGGCAACUGGGAGUCACGCCCGCAGCGAUGGGAAUCGUGACAGCUAUUCUGCCCCUGCUGUGGGCGACUGCGAAGCCACUCUUCGGCUACGUUGUAGAUUAUUGGCCGGCGCACAGGAAGCUAGUAUUCAUGCUACUAAUAUCGGUUAUGACUGGGUCGUACUGUUGCCUCUGGUUCCUGCCCACCCCGGAAACCGUCGAGCCGCCCCUCCUAGAAUACGUUUAUAAACUGGAAACCGUUGAUUUGAGACGAAACGAUCAGUCCCUGAACUUAGAAAAGUACACGUGCCACUGGAAUUGUACUCCGGGAACGUUCGAUGUGUACCUGCGGAACACGACCGUCAUCGAUACGGCAUACUUGGACAGUGACGUCACGAAUUCGACCUGUCUGACCCUGAACAUGGACUUAAGCGAAGUUCGAGAUGGGCAAGUGAAGUGCACGCCCAGAGACGGCUGCGAUUUGUUGUGCUACGAAAAGGGAUUGAAUCGAGUUAAAAGAGAGAUAUCAGGUUCCACUAAGAAUUUGGUUGACGUUAAUGAGAAGAACUCUGGAGAUUCUUCUGUUGAAACGGGUGGAGGGGGUAGCGUCUAUGUGAGUCUUACGUUUUGGGCGUUCGUGGUUCUGAUGAGUCUGGGUACAGUGGCGUUUAAUGUGGCCAAUUGUAUCGGUGACGCCGUGUGCUUCGACGUGCUUGGUCCAGAUCGAGGGUCAAAAUACGGUGCCCAACGAGCUUGGGGCACUAUCGGAUAUGGGGUGACGGCCCUGCUGGGAGGUUGCCUGGUGGAUAUGGUAUCUGAUGGCAAGUACAAGGACUACACGCCGGCGUUCGUGAUAGCCCUAAUUGCGACCGGCAUCGAUCUGUAUAGCUGCAGAGCGUUGACGCUACCCUCAUUAUCGAGCCCCACCGAUUCCGGUGCGGCAUUACGGUCUGUACUGCGGAUACCGAAGGUGAUUGUGUUCAUAGUGUUCGCCGUACUGGCGGGCACAUUCGACAGCUUCAUAAUCUAUUACAUGUUCUGGUUCCUGGAAGAAUUGGCCGAGGAAACCGGUUCGAUUGCUACGAUAAAGCUCAUCGAGGGCGUGGUGGUAGCCGCUCAGAGCUUCGUCGGGGAGCUUCUGUUCUUUUUCUGUUCAGGUAAAAUAAUAAAGCGCUGGGGCUACGGAACGACGCUGACGUUCUCAUUGUUCUGUUACGGAAUUAGAAUGGCGUUGAUAUCGUUCAUACGGAAUCCGUGGCAAUUGGUGUUGAUAGAGGGGAUUAUGCAAGGCCCGACAUAUGCCCUUUGCUACGCUACUAUAGUCGGGUACGCGGCUCAUGUGGCCCCGGACGGUUACUCGGCGACUGUCCAGGGCAUAGUGGCCGGCAUGGACGACGGCGUGGGUUUCGCCCUGGGCUCGCUGCUAGGCGGACAACUUUACGGUUCGAUGGGCGGUCGAUAUUCCUUCCGCGUGUUCAGCGUAUUGGCGGUGAUGGCGGCCGUCCUCCACGCCGCGAUGUUCCUGGAAUUCGAUCGGGCUGCAGAUUCCUGUUGGACGAAUGACGAUGGUGAUAAGCCGAAGGUGACUCGGUUCGUUGGUAGACGCCAAUCAGAAGUGGAUGAAGACUGUGAUGAUUAUAAUUAUGAUGAUGUCGUAAUGCCUGAUGAUUUAGGGGAAUACCAGGAUUCAGUCAUUUCUUGUUGCAGACACGCGAGAUUGCGAUGAAAACAUACAAAUAGAAACGGUAUAUUGUUAUGAAGACGAUUCCACUUGUUAUGUUGAUAAUAAUAAUGAUGAUGAUGAUUGAGAAAAUAUAUUUUUGACAAAAAAAAAUACUUUUUUUUUCUACCUAAGCUGAUGGUCUAAAGAGAUCAUGUCAGUGUCGCCGGGCUAGUAGGUGAGCUCACGGAGCUCAAACCUAUAGUUUGGACAGCCCUGACCUAGUUAAUUGAGUAUCAAUGGUAGCCCCAUUACACAAACCAAAACGCGUGAUCGCUUCGUAGCAGAAGUAAACAGAGUGGUGGUACCUACUCGUGCGGGCUCACAGGACGCCCCACACACACCUUUUUUUCUACCUAAGCUGAUGGUCUUGAGAGAUCAUUUCAGCGUAACCUUAACUAGUAGGUGAGUUUACGGGGCUCAAACCUGACGACGUUACUAACACUGGCCCUUGCAAGAGCAGUGCUUUACAGAAUCUACCACCGGAUCGGAAACGCGACCCACUGAGAAGAUCCAGCGAGAAACUCAGUGUGGCCUGUGUCUGUGGGUUAAUUUACUCGUCGAGCCCUUCGUCGCAAGCGACGGGUUCGACGAGAACGAUGACCGAUGUUUGAGGUACCUAAAAGCACCGUUAGUGGAUCGGGAGGAUCCGUAAUGACGUGUUUUGGGCGACGUCGACUGUUUACCAUUCGGUCCACAGGAUCGCAUAUGUAAUUACCGGCGGCCACGACAAGAGGGUUCUCGUGUCGUGCCGCCUUCUCAAAGUGGCGUACUGAUGCCGACUGUAAAUACUUACUGAGUCGAGCUCCAGGUCAUCAUGGAUCAUUAUCUGGAGUAUUUAAUAUCAUUAGUCAGUUAUCAGUUAUAAGUCCAUCGCCCACUUCAGGGUAUACUUAACAUAGGUUCUGAAUAACUGAACUUUUUAAUGGUGGUAGAACCUCUUGUGAGUCCGCACGGGUAGGUACCACCACCCCGCCUAUUUCUGCCGUGAAGCAGUAAUGCGUUUCGGUUUGAAGGGUGGGGCAGCCGUUGUAACUAUACUGAGACCUUAGAACUUAUAUCUCAAGGUGGGUGGCGCAUUUACGUUGUAGAUGUCUAUGGGCUCCAGUAACCACUUAACACCAGGUGGGCCGUGAGCUCGUCCACCCAUCUAAGCAAUAUAAAAAAAACUGACGUGCUGGAAUGAAAUGUUUUUUUUCCAUUUCCCCUCGGUAUGGCCACUGCUGCCGUUCAAAACCGGCUGAUUUAUAUUUAUCGGUCAUCAAAAAUAAAUGUGGCGCAUACGCUAUUAAUAUCUGAAGCGCUCGAGUAUAUCUGUGUGAUUUUUUGACGUCAAAUCGUCUUGUUUUUUUUUAAGGGAUUUUAUGACCUGAUAGCUAAGACCUUUAAGUCAUGUCUCAGUUUAAUUUAUAUUCAUAUUUAUAUGAAAAAUUAUAUUAUGGAGUGAAAUGAAAUGAAGAUGAUUAAUUUGAGACAUUAAUCGGCUGGGAUGAAAUUAAAUGAGAUGAGAUGAGAUGACUGGGAUGAAAUAUAAUCUGGGAGAAUGAUGAGAAUAAUGAGGAUCCCGAGAAGUUACGUCCAGCGGCUUUGUUUUAUUUUCCGACAUUUGUGCACUUUCACAGAUAUCAAACAGUUAAUAAACCACCAUUAUUACACAUUUAAACCUGAAGAAACACUAAAUAGACAAAACAAAACAAAUCACACAACUUCACUCCUCGCGUUCCCGCCAAAAAGUCUGAUAACGUCUUGUAAAUCGGUGAACACCGGCUGCCCGCUCGAAAAAGUGUCACGUUCCGCCCCAGUCUGAGCGUGCAAGUGAGAGCGCGGAACAAGCGAUAGAGAGGCACGAUCGGCCCAAGCGUUGGCUUGUGACACAUUAAUCUCUCUUCUCGCGUGACGUCAUAACUAGCAGUUCGAAUAUUUCCGCUACUGGCGUUAUCACGUAAAGCUAUCGUCCGUAAAUCGACCUAACAGACAACCAAUAUUAUUUUUAAGCUAUUGCAUAGAUUUUAUCGCGGGCCUUGAGCGCGGCGACCGAAUCAUGAAAUUCCGUAACGAAAAAAACCUAACACCCCUCAUUCCGCCCACCAUGUAGCUCGCGUUCAACACAUUCACGCGUUGCGCUUGUGUAGUGUUUGUGAAUAAGCGCGCGGCGUGACGUCGCACUGCAUGCACAUCAUGAAAACUGCCCAUCUCUCUCUCGCGCGGUCUAGCUUAUGAGUGUGAAGGGGACAGUUAAGGUUUUGCUUUUAUUAAUGUUUAAUAUAGCGUGGUCUUGUUUUAUUAUUGUUUUAAUAUUAAAUUAUAAUCAUUGUCUAAUUAUAAUUGUAUAAGUUGAUAAAAAAUGCUAUGCAAUAGCUUUACCGCGGCAGUUCCCGAGUGCCACACGUUUUUUUGUACAUUUUUGAAAAAUUAGCAUCUAAUCUUCACAAUCCAAAAGGUCUCCGCGAAGUUCGGAUGAGUCAAUACCUAUUUAGCUUCUUGGGCUCCCCAACUGUCGUGUGUCAUAUUUUAUAUUAAAUGUUAAUCUUUGUUGUUGCUGAUUAAAAUGUUUUUUAUUUACAA